Messenger RNA from Cyprinus carpio (common carp), 3403 nucleotides. RefSeq names its product afadin- and alpha-actinin-binding protein-like. The record is from RefSeq and is a predicted model, not a curated record. NCBI's taxonomy places the organism in Eukaryota, Metazoa, Chordata, Actinopteri, Cypriniformes, Cyprinidae.
AUUUUUGUUGCAUGGCAACGCAUUUGCGUGUGAGUGUUUUCGUUCAAGGUUGAGUUGUCCAGAAGGCUCCUGCAUCAAUGUAACGAAGUGCUACAGCUUUAUCACGCAUAAUAACUUAUCUGGAAAAUAUGUGUCAAUCCGUGGCGAAUGUCGGGAAAUGAAGCUGGCAAACCUCACGAGUGCGCUUGAAUGCCAAAAGAUACGCAAGUAUAUAGACUUUAUUGACUAGAAUGUCUCCUUCAAGACUAUACUCGGCAUCUGUCAUGCCUCCUCUGCCUUUAAGCUCUUUCAAUGUCUCAGGCAACUUCUGCACGGAAGAAAAUAUCCCUGAGUGCAUUCUAUACAUCAAUCAGGAAUUGUCGUCCCUGUGCUUUCCACCAAUUUUCCGAAACUCGGACAACAUCCGUGAUCUGGAUGCUGUGGUUGCCCUGAACAACAUAUAUGACUUGCUUCAGCUACACCGUCGAGCUGUUGGGAUGAUGGAGGAGCUGGAGGUGGAGCAGCUCAAGUCCAGCAGUGACCUCCACUACCAACAUCUCACCAACUCCAGACUAAAGGACCAGCUUGAACUUUCGAAGAAGGAAAACAUGCGCUUGCACGAGCGAGAGCGUCAGCUGGAAACAAGUUUAAAGACUUUGCAAAACUGCUUAAAAGAUGCAAAAGAAGAGAUACAAAGGCUGCAGGGCAUCAUUGCAAGUCGUGCCACACAAUACAACCAUGACAUUAAGAGAAGAGAAAGGGAGCACAACAGAGUAAAGGAGCGCCUCAAUCAACUACUCAUUGCCAAAAAGGAAAAUAAACAAGGAAUGGAAGUUUUGAAUUAUGUUAGAAGGUCAGAUGGGAGGAGAUGUCUUUGGAAAACUGGAAAAACUGAAUCCAGACAAGAGGGAGAGAUGUACAAAACUCUACUCAAUGAAUUUGAUAACCAUCAGAGGGAGCUAAUGGUGGAAAACAUAGAGCUAAAGAAGGUGCUUCAACAGAUGAAACACGAGAUGGUAGGGGUUUUAAAUUCAAAGGAGACAUGCCAAAAGGAAGAGAAACAAAGCAAUAACAUGGAUCAGUCAACUCUGCAGACAAAUUCAGAUGAUGAUGAACCCUUGAAAGGACCUCCUGAGAUGUCAUGUGAUCAUGCUCGGGAGAAACUUACCAACAGCAUUCGUCAGCAGUGGAGGAAACUCAAACACCACGUGGAAAGACUGGACAGCCAAGCAUCCAUGGUGCAAGAUGGAGACAGUGAAGAGAUGAUCUCCAAAAAACUCCAUGAAGAUGAGACAGAGAGGCUGAAGCUGGAAAUCCAGCAGUGCAAAGAGUUUAUUCAGACUCAACAACAACUUCUGCAACAACAGCUAAACACAUCCUGUGAUGAGGAGACCGCAGCCGUUCUCAAUGAUUCCUACAUGCUGGAAGAGAAGGAACGCUUGAAAGAAGAGUUGAGAGUGUUUGAAGAACAGAGGAAAAACUUUGAAAUCGAAAGGAGAAAUUUCACAGAGGCUGCCGUCAGAUUGGGCCACGAGAGAAAGUGUUUUGAGGACGAUCGUGCAAUGUGGCUCAAACACCAGUUUCUGAACACAACAUUUGCAGACCAAAUGAAACCACAAAGUCGCAGGACUGAUGAAUUUUCAAAGCACUCUGGUCAUGAAGAGAAACUCAUUUCGAUUUCUGGUAAAGUCAGCAAAUCUCAUCUUUAGUCUAACUACACCCAUGGAACUGCUUGAAGAUGAACCUACAUUUUCUUCCAACACCAGAAGAGCGACAGCUGGAACCAAUAUAAAUGAGUUUGAUUGUGAUUGAAGUAUCUUUAUGAAGAACGUUCAAUAUAUGGACAUUAAUAUAUCAGAAUCAUGUGCCAAUUGUUGACUAAAGGCUGCUGAAUCUUACAAGCCUCCGGAUUUUUCAUUUAGAAAUUCCAUAUAGAUAUUUAUUCAUAUUGCAUUUUGCUAGUAGAAAUGAACUAAAGUAUUUCUAGUUUUUCAUAUGUUGUUGUUGUAUUAGUUACAGCUUUUUAUGGUUUACUUCUAGGUACUUAAAACCAUAGAUAUGUAUAGGUAGAUACCACAUUUGACCACUUUAGACAUGUUGACGCGUCCGCCAUCUUGGAACGGUCUAUAUGUUGUCACCCACACUAAAAAUCAAUGAGUUUUAUGAUGCAACAACAUUGUGCAGCAUCUGAUUAUAAAAAAUGUAAAUUGUAAAUUUCUUAACAAACUUUUACAGGUAAGAAUGUGUUGGUUUGUGUUGGCACAGGUUUUUAAACUAAAUGACCUUUUAAAUUCCUUGUUAGCUAACAGUUUUGUCUUGUAUAUUGUAGUAGUAUAGAAAAAAGCAUCUGCUUAAGUCUACUGCAGAUAAUAUAUUCAUGCAUGCGUAGCCUAUAACUACAAUUGCAGACAGGGAACUUGCUCUCGAGUAUUCACAGACCGGCUUUGACUAUUCCAAUAUGGCAGACGGUUUAAAUAUUGCAGCUCAUAGAAACAGCUGCUAAUAGGGCAUCUACCUAUACAUACCUGGUUAAAACUGCAUCACUUUCAACAGUGUUGGUACACUUUUUGUAACUUAUUUUUUUUUGUUAUUGAGUAUAAAGUAUAGUUAUUUCAAUCUUAAGUUGUAAAGAAUAAUGCAUUUGACAAAUCUAGUUCAAAUACUUUAUGUUCAUUGUAUUUAUUGUGCAUUUGCCUUUGAAACUACAUUUGCAGGUAACAGGUGUACCAUUAUUGUUGUUUGAAUCAGCUGCAAAACCACAAAGAUGUGAUAUAUUGUUGCAUGUGGAUAAAGUGCUAUAUCACAUAUACAGUAAAACAUACCAAGGUAAAAGCUCCAUUUAAAUAAAAUGGUGUAGACAUAGUCUUGCAAAAUGCUUUAUUCAAUAUUUAUUCAAAUAAAGUAACUCUUGUAAAGGCGUGAAAUAAUGACAGUUUCGUACUUUGAUAAUAAGGGUAAUACCACACCUGGAUUCUAAAUGCAACGCAAAAAGAUUAAAUUCAGUACAUUUUAAGGUUUGAGGUAUUUAAAUGUAACUUGUCAGCUGGGCUUUAAAAUUACUUUUAGUUAAACAGUGUUAACAUUUAAUUUUUUUAUGGGAUGUCAUACCUUUCCUUUGGUUGACGCACACACGCAUUGACGCACAUGACGUCAACUUUCUCAUUCAGCUACUAAUGUAUUGUUAAUGGCGCGAAGGAGAAUUUGGGAUAUUUAGCUGUCCAUUUAAAUCACAACUCCCAGGAACAUGACUUCCAGUGUUAAGGUAAACAUAGGUUACGAUUUCUUGCUCUCAAAAUACGUAAAUGUCAGCGAUUUAUUAUGUGUAGUUAUCUGAAAAGAAAGCUGUCAUACAUCUUGAAAGUGUUCAUUCUUGACUGUUCUGCUUGGAAUUUUGUCAUCUUUUAAUAAAUUAUUUCUUAACUUA